AUGGUUAAGGUCGCAGUCGCAUUGGUCGCUUGUGCUGCGGUUGCCUCGGCGUUCUCUGCGGUGCCACAGGCAGGCAAGCCGCACAUUGUCCUUAUUCUCGCAGUUGACUACGGGCACGCAAAUCUGGGCUACAACGCCCGCAAGACCGGCAACAAGCAGCUCAUCGCCGAGACCAACACGCCGAAUCUGGACGCGCUGAUUGAUGAUGGUGUCUACCUCAGUCAGCACUACUCGUACGCCGUCUGCGCGCCAUCGCGCUCAUCGCUCCAGAGUGGCCGCUUCGGCUCGCACGUGAAUAUGUUCAACACGGCGCCAGAGGCAGUGAACUCUGCGGAUCCGAUCAGCGGGUACGCUGGUAUACCCGUCGCGAUGACUGGCAUGGCAGAGGUACUCAAGUCAGCUGGGUACCGCACGCACGGUGUGGGCAAAUGGGACAUUGGAAUGGCAACUCCGGCGCACUCACCCUUUGGAAAGGGGUACGAAACGUUCAUUGGGUAUUACCAGCACGCCAACGACUACUGGAACAAGCGAGGCUCGUUCUUAGCGACUGGCGAGGUCGACAUGUGUCUCAGCCUGAUGCUUGACUUCUUCUCGUACAAUGAGACGUACCGCGGUGGUAACCCGAAUCCUGGCCAGGUGACAGACUCGUGCAAAUGCCAAGAGGGCACCGAAACCGGGUGUCAGAAUGGCGGUGACGAAAAUACAUAUCCGUCCUGCUUUGAGGAGACCAUCUUUAUGAACGCGGCGAUGGACAGGAUCCGCGCCCACGACACAUCGCAACCUCAGCACCCUCUAUUCCUUUUCCACUCUUUUCACUUUCUUCACACGCCGCUGGAAGCGCCAAUCGCGGCAAUCCGUGAGCUCAACCAAACGAUCCGUGACAAGGGCGGCGAUCCAAUUAAUUUGGAGAGCCGAUUGAUGUACAACUCCAUGGUGCUGCUCAUGGACAAGAUUGUUGGCAGGCUCGUGCAAACGCUCGUGGGGAAGGGCAUGUUCGAAAAUACUCUCCUCGCGUUUCUCUCCGACAAUGGCGGGCCAAUCUACCUCCCGGCCGGAGCAAACAAUUAUCCCCUGAAAGGAGGCAAGUGGAGUGACUGGCAGGGGGGUGUGCUUGCGAAUGCGUUCAUCUCGGGUGGCGUGGUGCCCGCGUCGAUUCGUGGAACCGUUCAUGCGGGUAUCUUCUCCAUCGCUGAUUGGUACACCACGUUCGCAGAGGUUGCCGGAUUGUACGACAAUGACGAGAUGAAAUACCCAGUGUCGCUCGACGACGGUGUGCUCGUAGACCAGAAAGCAAAGGCGGCGAAUGAUUGGAUGGACGCCAACAGACUCGAUGAAACAACCAACCCGCGCUUGCCUCCUUUGGACGGAGUCCCGCAGUGGGCAGCAAUCCUGGCGGGGCGCGAUGCGCGCGAUGGGAAUCCGAUCCACAUCUCACCACAGGCUCUGGUUUGGAAGCAAGACGCAGGUCUGCUUAAACUCGUCACCGGCAAACAGUAUUUUGGUCGGCACGUGGGUCCAGUGUUCCCCAACUGCUCAACCUUGCAGAGCGGGCAGAACCUACAAGGACCGGCUCGCCAGACCGUCAAGUUUCUGGACAUUCAGUACGAGCCCAGCACAAACCAGGAGCAGAUCGACACACUCACUUGGACAGAGGACUGCGGUGGCGGCUGCCUGUAUGACCUCGCCUCGGAUCCAACAGAGAGCAACGACCUCGCCUCGGAUCCUGCCUUUGCCGUUGAGCUCGAGCGCAUGCAGGCGAAGCUGGCGGCGCUCAACGCCACUCUGUUUUUGCCUAACCGUGGGGAUCAGCCAUCAACCGCUUGCGACUCCUUCAUCAAUCACGGCGGCUUCUACGGCCCGUUUAUGGCUCUCGAGCAAACAUCAGAGACGCACCAGUGGGGCUACGUCCCCGAUUUCUACAAGGGCGGAAGUCCACCCUGGCCGCUCGACAGGACCCCAGACGAGGUGCGCACAAUGAUCAGCAUCGUGAACAAGCCAAAGGUGCUGAACUGCCUGCGCGGGCUUAUUGGGGACGUGUGGCCGUCAUUUUUCAACGAAGUUCUCAUGCAGACCGUCGACACCUGCUCCCUUUACCCGAACCCAACACCAGAUGUUGAAGAGGUGUUAAUCCCCGCCCUCGACUUGCCGGUGGAUAUCAACGCGUCAUCCCUCGAGCAAUGGCUCGAUGCCACUUGCGAAGAGGGAUACGAAUUGGGCCUCGAGGCGUAUGGGUCGGAGCCGAACCCCGACAACGUCGUACCGCCGCUGUCGCCGCGCAGAGAUCGGCGCGAGCAGUCGCUCGAGGUGCUCUACUGGCUGGCGGUGCUCAAGGGGAAGGCGCACACGCUGGCCGAGGACACGGUCGUCAACACACCGACACCAUCCCCGCGGGCUAUCUCGUGGUCAAGGCGCAGUGGCUUCAGGCUCGAGCAACGCGAGUGCGAGGGCAAGCUUCGCUCCUACACGCUGCUCGAGGCCGAGACGCUCAUCAUCGUGAAUCACAUGAAGCUCUAUAUUGGCCUACAGACGCAUUACUCGCUCGAGGAGGGCGUGCUGCAGUGA
Messenger RNA from Emiliania huxleyi CCMP1516, 2562 nucleotides. RefSeq lists its product as hypothetical. Bases 1 to 2562 code for a protein of 853 amino acids. The record is from RefSeq and is a predicted model, not a curated record. The transcript has 3 exons. NCBI's taxonomy places the organism in Eukaryota, Haptophyta, Isochrysidales, Noelaerhabdaceae.